AUGCUAGGCCUAGGUCUCCAUGUGUCUGCGCAUGACUGGAGACGUCCCAAGAAGCCAGGCAGCCUCCUGAACUCCUAUAAAUACGCUCCUCCAGCCCCAAGUCCAAACCAUUCCAUUCCCAAAGCUAGAGAGCACCUGAAAAGUUUGCAUUGUUGUGAGGUUGUGAUGGGUAAUCUUCUAGGGAGAGAAGUUAUGCCGUCAAAUCUCUUGUGUUGUGAGGUUGUGUCGGGUAACCUUCGGGGAAGGUUAGGCCGCCAGAUCUCUUUUGUGUGUGAGGUUGUGUUGGGUAACCUUCCGGGAAGGAUAUGCCAACAGAUCUCUUUUCUGUGUAAGAUUGUGAUGGGUAACCUUCGGGGAAGGUUAUGCCAUCAGAUCUUAUCACGGACGGCUGAGCCGCCAGAUCUUUCAAGGUUCGUGUGGGUACUCUUCGGAGGCAAGGGAAGCUCCGCCGCAGAACCGGUGGAAGGUGUAGUCAAUCUAUAUGCAAUAAGGCGCCUAGGUGCAUUAGCCACAUUCUCUGCCCACGCCUGUGAAGGUUCACGCUCAUCCGGAAUCACACAGAAACUAGAUGAACGCCUUCACCCGGGCACUACAGUCCAUCGCGGUACCCGGUUCAUCCUUCCAUCUAUUGGCCUUACUGGCGCACCAUGCCAAUGUCUGGUUGGAUCCCAUAUCGUCAUAUGGUACCAUACUCGGCCAAGGCAGCUGACCAGGUUAUCCUCCGAGUCUUCCUCCCUUCAUGCACAGCCUCCACGCUGCCAAUCCGGUUGGGCUCUGACGUGCGAGAAUGCGCUUGACUACACCUUCCUAGACAACAUGUGGUUAGACACGCCACAUGUUCUCAGUACUUAG
This is a messenger RNA of Microthlaspi erraticum, 852 nucleotides long. Lineage: Eukaryota; Viridiplantae; Streptophyta; Magnoliopsida; Brassicales; Brassicaceae. The record is from the annotation of a GenBank genome assembly.